Daucus carota subsp. sativus is the source of this 4011-nucleotide messenger RNA. RefSeq names its product pentatricopeptide repeat-containing protein At5g48910. The coding region runs from base 62 to 1957 and encodes 631 amino acids. The record is from RefSeq and is a predicted model, not a curated record. The transcript has 4 exons. Lineage: Eukaryota; Viridiplantae; Streptophyta; Magnoliopsida; Apiales; Apiaceae. Gene Ontology annotation, molecular function: zinc ion binding; RNA binding; protein binding. Gene Ontology annotation, biological process: RNA modification. Gene Ontology annotation, cellular component: intracellular membrane-bounded organelle.
AUAAUCUAUCCUCAGAAGUCAGACCUCAAGUUGAUGACAAUUCUGUCCUUGCAUCGUCGUCAUGAAUUCAACAACAUUUCACAACCAUGCACUCGCUUUUUCACACAAUUCCUCUGUAAUUUCAAAAUGCAAAUCUAUGCGACACUUGCGUCAAAUCCAUGCCAAUCUCAUCAAAACAGGCCUCAUUGCGGACCCUCUAGUCGCCUCCCAAGUUCUCAAAUUCAGCGCCCUUUCGGAACAUUGCAGACGUGACAUUCAGUAUGCACACAAAGUGUUUGUGCAAAUGCCUCAGCCAAAUUGCUUUUCUUGGAACACUAUUAUUAGAGCCCUUGUGGAAGUUGGGGAUAAUGGGUAUUCAGUUGAAGCAUUGAAUAUGUUUUAUCUUAUGUUGGAGAGUGAGUUUGUGGAGCCCAAUAAGUAUACUUUCCCUUCUGUACUUAAGGCUUGUGCUAAUGUUGGGUUGGUAGAAGUAGGGAAGCAAGUUCAUGGGAUGAUAAGGAAGUAUGGGAUAGAGAGAGAUGAGUUUGUUUUGAGUAAUCUUGUGAGGAUGUAUGUUUUGUGUGGGGAAAUGGCUGAUGCUUUUGUGUUGUUUGAAGAUAAUGUUUCCAGGAGUGAUUGUAAGAAGAUGAAUUUGGGUAAUGUUGUUUUGUGGAAUGUGAUGAUUGAUGGGUAUGUUAGAGCUGGUAAAUUUAGCGUUGCGUUGGAGAUGUUUAAUGAUAUGCCAGAUAGAAGUGUGGUUUCGUGGAAUUCUAUGAUCUCGGGGUAUGCACAAAAUGGAUUUUAUAAGGAGGCAAUGGAAAUGUUUAGGGAAAUGCAAAUGGGGGAUGUAUGUCCUAACUAUGUUACGUUGGUUAGUGUUUUACCUGCAGUGUCGCGACUUGGGGCUCUUGAGUUGGGUAAAUGGAUUCAUAUCUAUGCCUUGAGGAAGGGAAUAGAGAUUGACGAGGUGCUUGGUUCUGCAUUGAUUGAUAUGUAUUCCAGUUGUGGAAGCAUUAUUGAAGCACUUGAGAUAUUUGAGAGCCUACAACACAAGAAUGUGAUCACUUGGAAUGCUAUGAUAAAUGGAUUUGCCAUGCAUGGUCAAGCAAAGGAUGCAAUUAAUUAUUUCUGGAGGAUGGAACAAGUGGGACUAUCAGCUAGUGAUGUAACCUACAUCAGUGUGUUGACUGCUUGUAGCCAUGCUGGUUUAGUGACUGAAGGCAAAUCAAUUUUUAAUCAUAUGCAUAAAGUGGGACUAGAACCUAGGAUUGAACAUUAUGGUUGCAUGGUUGAUCUAUUAGGCCGAGCUGGCCUUUUAGAAGAAGCUAAACAACUCAUAUUUGAGAUGCCUUGUACAGCAGACGAUGUAAUAUUAAAGGCCUUUCUUGGUGCUUGUAAAUUACAUGGGAAUAUUGAUUUGGGAAAACGAGUAGCAAAUGAGUUAAUGGAGAUGUCUCCUCAUGACAGUGGUUCAUAUGUGGCUCUCUCAAAUAUGUAUGCUUCUUUGGGUAAAUGGGAGGAGGUGGCUGAUGUUAGGUUGCGGAUGAAGGAACUGGAUGUAAGAAAAGAUCCUGGAUGCAGUUGGAUAGAGCUCGAUGGAGUGGUUCAUGAGUUUUUGGUGGAAGAUGAUUCUCAUCCAAGAAACAAAGAAAUCCAGUAUAUGCUGAAAGAGAUAUCAAAGCAAUUGAGUUUGACAGGGUAUAUGUCUGACACGAAACAAGUUUUUCUUAAUAUCGAUGAUGAUGAGAAGGCAAGUGCCUUGCACUAUCAUAGUGAAAAGAUAGCGCUUGCCUUCGGAUUGAUCAGUACGAGCCCUAAAACAUCACUUCGAAUAUUUAAGAACCUCAGGAUAUGUUAUGAUUGUCACUCUACAAUGAAACUUAUAUCCAGACUGUAUAAACGUAAGAUUGUAAUAAGGGAUCGGAAGCGUUUUCAUCACUUUGAGAAUGGAUCGUGCUCGUGCAUGGACUACUGGUAGUUGUACCCAUGUUAAUCUUUGAAGUAAAGCUUAUUUAUAUGGAGAUAUGGAGUCCACUGCUGCUGUAGUUAUCAAAACUGUCCGAACCAAACCUAAACUGCUCUCUUCCCUUUAGCAAAAGUUACAAUCUAUCAGUAAAUGGUGGUGGCACCCCAAGCGAGGCAGCAAAUGGAUCAGCCCCGGAUGUACUCUGAGCUCCACCCCCUGCUGUUGGAGGUGCUGGUAAUGCUAGCAUUGCUGGCCUCCCGGCUGAUCCUAAUGCAACGCUGCUGGCACUUCCAGUAGCUAUCAUACCCGAGGAUGCCAUAGCAUGCUUUAUUGCCCCUUGUUGAUACAUACCAUCUAGCAUCAAUGUAUCAAACCCCCCUGGAAGUGAAGACUUCUGGUUUGCCAAGUGGCUUGCAGUCUGAACAAGGGCCGUCUCCCAGUCCCCUGUAUUAUUGAAGGCUUCCCAUGCUGAAGUCCCGACUGUUGGUGUGGCGGUUGAAGGACCACCGUCAAAUAAAGCUAAAGCCAAUCUAUUUGAUUGUUCUUCACUUGUUGGGGCAUCUGCACCCAGGUUCAGCAAAUCACCCACAUCCUGCCUUUUGGGCUCCACUUUAAUCUCCUGUGCUGGUUCUUCCACUUUUACUUCCACCGCCUCUGCUUUCACUGUUUCUUCUACAAACCCUUCCGGUGGAGGUAACGUUUUCAUUGCAUUCAGAUCCUCUUCAGGUUCUUCCUCUUUUUCUUCAACAGGCUCUACUUCUGCAUUCAUAGCCAUUCUGUUUCUUAGCAUCACUGAUUUCUCACGUAUGAACUCAUCCAUAGCAUCCAGUUUCUGCUGUGUGAUCUUGUCUACAUCAGGAUAUUCAGAUGUUCGUACAACACCAACACUCUUGGUCCACUCAUAGAAACUGUCAAGCUCAUCAUACUGUUUUGAAACACGGCAAAAAAUCUCAUAAACUUUUACAGAAUCAGGUAUAUCAAGCACCAUGAAUCUAUCAAUUAAGACACCCGUAGCCUCUGAUAUGUCAUAAUAAAUCUGGAAACUAUCUUUCACUAUUGGGUAUAGGGCGACAAUGACAAUUCUGUUAGUCCUCGCAGCACCUGUUGGCCGACAUGCUAAAAACCUUUCAAGAAGUUGCAUAUAAUGAUGAAUUCUCGAAAAUAUUUGCCCAUUUGUCAGCUCCUGCACUGGUGUUGCUCUGGCUGUGGUAGCCCCUUGAUUAGCCUCCUCGUCCUCUUCAAUAUAGGCGAACAUGUUACCUUUUCCCCUCUUGUCUUGCAUCCUGCACUCGAGCUGUUCAUCAAGAUACAGUGCAUAGGUACGUACAAAUGCAGAGUAAUCCCAAGAAUCAGCCUUUGUAGUGUCCCUGAAGUCAGACAUGUUAAGAAGGCGUGUCCCUCGCCUUGUAGCAAAGAAAAACUCUUGCUCAUAAGCUGGAUCACCGUCAGACAGCAAUCGCUGAAUCAAAAUAAGCGCCUUCAACGCAACAACCCAGUUCUUGGUCUUGUUAAGACGUCGUGAAAUGGUGCCAACACAGGCAGCAAUGUGGGAGCGAGAGUAAGUAGUUAAGCUCAGGAUUUCACGUAUGUACCUCUCCUCGGCUGGAUACUGCUCGUGUCGGGUGGCCUUGACAAUCGCUAUAUCGAGAUCAGCAAGAGCUGUACUGCUAGCAACUUUGGCAAGGCUUAUGCUCGUCUGAUCUUUCACUGCUCCAAUAGCUUGUCUGAUCUUGCUCUGGGACAUUGUAUCUGUUAAUUUUAUAUGCAGCUCUAAUUGAAUUGCAGGAGAGAAGUUUCAACCUGAAUGGCCUUCAUUUUGUACUGGGAUCUGGAAUGCAUCAACACAAGAAUGAACAUGCAAUGGGAAGAGUUUAGAAGUGCAUGCAUGUAUUUACCUCAACAGGAGGAUAAGCCAAACGAUGUAUGUCCGGAAUUGAUCAAAAUAAAUAGUGACGAAAUUAAUAUCAUUCUGUACAAAACACUUCUAUUCAGACUGUAAUUAAUUUAUUUUUUGUUCAAAAAAAAAAGUGAAGAGAAGACGGAGGGAGGCUUUCUAUCUCCCUAUC